CUACUUAAUUUAAGAACAAUAUUCAGCAUUGAAUGUUUAAAAUGAAUGUUUAAGGCAGUUUCGAAUGUAACACCCUGUGUAAAAUGUAAAAUAAUGGGUUUUGAUGAGUUGAAUUUUUUUAUUUGGUGACCGCGUGGGAAAUCAAAUAAUGACGUAGAAAUCAACGUAAAUCGGUCGUAGGUCGUAAAUUUUCGAUACGAAACGUUGAAAAAAAAAUUUUCCGGUGGAACUUCGGUGUUUUUCUCCUUUUCAUUAUUUUACCUUGGUUUGGGUCGCGUUUUAGGGGAUUUAUUUUUAUGAUUAUAUGAAAUAUGGCGACUGCGGAAAAUACAACCGAUGUACAUUUAUUAAAACAUACAAAAAUAUCGGUACACGUAGACGAAGCCCUACCGGAUAUCAUAGUAGUCACGUACGAAUUUGGCGUAAAAAUUUUUAAAGGAGUCUUAUUAGAUUCAACUAAAAAGAACUUACCAUGCGGCGUUCAAACUCUAAAUCCAGCCUUAAACGUGCCAAAAGCAAACUCAGAGGAAGACCCUUUAUACGCAGUUAACCAACGGUUUAAUUACACAGAACCGGGAGCAACAAAAAAACGAACUCACCUCUCAAAAUAUAAAAACAACAAAAUGACUGUGAGGUUAAGACCCAGGCAGGUCCUGUGCUCAAAAUGCAAAGGAAUUUGUAAUGAAAACUCGGAAAACGUCACCAGGAAAAGAAAAUCAACUGAAAGUGUACCUAACCCUCACCCAAAACGAAGCGCCAACGCCCCCGUUACCAGAUCUGUACAAAGAAAUAUUGGAGGUUAUGUAAAACCAACAUCGACGACCCAAAUCAAAAGAACCAAAAUGGACAAAGUUAAAAAGUCGAAUGGAAACGUUUCUGAGGACACCAAUAGUAACGUAGAGGAAGAUCAAAGUUUUGUACAUUCCCAAGAACAUUCCGAACAACCCUCAACAACCACAUCUUUGGAGUCAGUUCGAAAUUUUGGAAAAACAACGAAACACAAACAAAUGUUACGAAAAAAAAGGAAUUUAGGCUCUGCAGAAGAACCUGUCGAAGAAAUUCGAAGCGAACCGGACACAAAGAACAAAGAAACACCAUCGACGACGUUCAUUACGCAAAAUUGUAACGUUCAAAACGAACAACCUUUAACAACAACAUGUACAAAUACAAGAACGAUUAAAAUAUCGUAUGGACCUCAAGGUGAAGGAACAGUUUUAAAAAUUCCAGCUCAAAUUGAAAAUUUAGUAAGCGAUCAUGAUUCGGAAGAGAAUUUGGAUGAACAAAAACUAUUAAAAAUGAAAGAUGAAAAUAAAGAUAAAGCGGCAAGAAGGGCAAUGAAGAAAGCCAAAAAAGAGGCUAAGAAGAAAGUUUUAUUAAAUCACUCACCUACUUAUUCGAUCGGGGCUUCUUCGCCUCGAUACACCGUUGGUAGCGCUUCGCCCCGACACGGUCUCGGAAACGUUUCUCCGAGAUACAUGGUGAAUUCGACGUGUGAUAUUAACGCACCUAGACGGCGAAAACACAAAGUUAAACACAAGAAGAGACAUAAAGAAGUUCGAAAACAUCGCGAGGAAGAUGUUGAGACGACGCAUGAUGAUCCUCCGGUUGAACAAGUUAUUACGCAGAAACUUUCGAUUAAUUUGAAAAGAUUAAAUAACACGUAUACGUCGUGUUCGAGUUCUGUGGAAAAUGAAGAUUCUGGUUCGGAGGAUAUAAGCGAUCAAGUUCCAGAUUUUCCGCCGGUUAAUUCGCCAAUAGUGCUUCAUUUGAAUGUUCAAAGUGUUUCUGGAGUAAAUGGUUGUAAAUUAUUAGUUGGUGAUGUAAUUUGGGGAAAAAUCCAUGGAUUUCCAUGGUGGCCAGGAAAAAUUCUUGCAAUUACGAAUGGGGAUAAUAAAUGUGCCCAAGCUCAUGUAUCAUGGUACGGAUCCUCAACGUCAUCUCUUAUAAAAUGUGAUCAACUUAGUCCUUAUUUAGAAAAUUUCAAGGUUAGAUAUAAUAAGAAAAAAAAGGGUCCAUAUAAAGAGGCAAUUAAACAAGCAACAAAUGAUGCCAGGGAAAACGCAGAAAAUCGUGUUAGAGAACAACAACAACAAUCAGUUGUGGGUGGAUCUCCCGCACGAACGGCAUUUAUAAAUGUUGUCCCUCCCGCGUUGGCAUCUCCACGAGAAAUCGAUGUGGUUUCUUAAUAAAUAAAUAAGGAAAACGCCAUAAAAAGGUAACAAAAGAUUCUUUUAAAGGUCGGGUAGUUAUAUUAUAAUACAGGGUGUUGAAAAACGCUUAAAAAAAGUUUUUGCGAGCUCCCUGUGUAUUGUGGUAAACAAAAAAAAAAGAAUGGUCAGUCGAUUUAGCCAUUAUUUUUACAUUUAACUAAUUCCUAAGUGUGUCUGUAUAUUUACGAUAAAAUACGGUGAAAAACAAUGAGAGAAAAGUUACUUAUUUUAAUGAUCUGUUUAUUAUUUCUUUUGCUAAGAAAGUUACUUAAUCUUUUUCUCAUUUAUGUUCUGUUGAUAUUUGCCCUUCAUAAUUUAAUUUAAUAAUACUAAAGUUUUUUUGAAGUUGUUUUCGAUUGGAGGAGUUUAUGGGGAUUUAAAAUUUAUAUAUCUUUUUGUGAUACGCAUUAAUUAAUUAAUAACUUGAGUUUUGGAGCACUAUUUAGUUCAUUUACUUUAAAUCUAGGCUAUUUUACGUUUAUUGUCCGUUACAAUAAUCAAUAUAUCUGUGAUUUUUCAUUUAGAUUUAGCCAUAGUGUUGUAUAAAUUUAAUAAAAAUACUAUUUGGUAUAAAUGUUAAAA
Molecule: messenger RNA, 2792 nt
Organism: Onthophagus taurus
Lineage: Eukaryota; Metazoa; Arthropoda; Insecta; Coleoptera; Scarabaeidae
Product: PWWP domain-containing protein 2A
Cellular component (GO): nucleus; chromocenter
Molecular function (GO): chromatin binding
Source: RefSeq, a predicted model, not a curated record